AGGAAACAUGGCUGGAAUCGGAUUCCUCCUGGCCCUGAGCUGUGCCGUGGCCGCGUGUCUGUGUACCGCCGCGCCGUCCCGUAUCCACGUCCACCCAGACAAUCACUGGUUCCUGGACGCCUCCGGCCGCGUGCGCAUCUUUCACGGCAUAAACGCCAUCGAGAAAGGGUUUCCAUGGUAUCCGGCCCAGAUGCUGAACCAGUCCCGACUGGACGAGCUGCAGAGUUGGGGGUUCAACGCCCUCCGACUGGGGAUGAUGUGGGCUGGGGCAGAACCACAUGAGGGCAGGUACAACCAGACGUACAUGAACGUCAUUCAGAACAUCACGUCCGAGCUGGGAAGGCGCGGCAUCUACACCAUACUGGACAUGCAUCAGGAUGGGCUGGACUCUUUUUACGACGGCGUUCCUCCGUGGCUCGUCGCGAGCUUCCCGCCGCCGGACCACCCCUACCCCUGGCCGCUGAAGAACAUCACAUCCUGGUCCCAGAACUACUUCACGCAGAGAUGCAGUCACAACUUCCAGUGUCUCUACGACAACUACAAGGGCGCCGCAGACAAGAUGGCGGGCUUCUGGAAAUUUGUAGCGGCCGAGUUUUCAAAUCAAACGUCAGUGAUGGGUUACGAGCUGAUAAACGAGCCCUGGGUCGGCGAUUGGACGAAGGACCCGGAACUGUUCCUCCCGGGGCAUGCUGGGAAGAAGAACCUUGCUCCUCUGUACGACCGUAUAAACCGAGCCGUCCGAGUGGCGGACGACGAAACGCUGAUUUUCUACGAGCCGGUCACAUGGGGCUACAUCUUCUCAGAAGAUGGCGUACUGGGGUCGGGAUUCGAGCAUGUACCAGGAGGGGUGGCAUACAGAAACCGUAGCGUCUUGUCCUACCACUACUACUGUUGGGUGUUCCAGUUGGGACAGCAGCAGUACCCUGAGUAUAAGAGAGUCCUCUGUGAUGAGAUACUUGGACCCAAGAUGUUCUCAGCUGUACAGGAGGACUUGAAGACUCUCGGUGGAGGAUCCUUCCUCACGGAGUUUGGACUUUGCUGGCCAAACGCGAGCGAUCCGACUUACCCGGACACAAUAGAGUGCGGGUUCGUCUUAAAGAAAGCGGACAGUUCCUUACAGUCAUGGACCUACUGGGACGCUACCCCCGGCCCUCAGGUAUUUUGGGACCCCACUGGACGCGCUAUCCCUGAACGUGUCAGCCUAUUUGCCCGAACAUACGCACGUGCAGUGGCGGGGGUUCCCACGGAGAUGACCUUCGACAUCGACACCAGCCGUUUCCAACUGACCUUCACCUCCGACCCCUCCAUCAAGGCCCCCACUGAGAUUUUUGUACCCAGGAUGCAUUACGAGGCAGGGUACACCGUGCUGAGCUCCGCGGAGCUGGAGUGUGAGGUGGAUGAGAAGGACCACAGCCUCCUCUACAUCAGGCACAAACAGACCAAUCAGGUGACAGCUUUCCUGACAGAUGAAUCUUCCGUUACCGUCGUGCCUUCUUCUGACGCGAACGUCAUUGACAGCAUCUCGGGAAACAUCUGUCUCAAGGUCAACUGGUAGAUAUGACCUUCAACAAAAAUAGCUGUAUUCUUCUGACUCGAACAUCAUUGACAGCGUCUCAGGAAAUGCCUGCCUCAAGGUCAACCAGGAGCAUUUUGGUCCUUGAAUAUGCAAAUAUAUAUAUAUAUAUAUGGAAUUUUAACCUCCAUACUGCCUCAUCUCCUAAGUCAUAUGAUUCGGUGCUAUGUACAAUUGGAAGAAUCAGGGACAAAGAUGUUUGUGAUGUGGACUAAUUCUGUCACUUCAGUCUGGCAUAAAAGGUGAAAUUAGAAGAUGAAAUAAUCUUUUAUAAAGAUGCCAGUAAGUUGGAAGUAUUUGUCUAAUGACAACCAUGGUUCUGCGCUGAUAAGGGCCAUCCAGGUAAAAAGAUAUGCCAAAUAAACAGCAGUUAUUCGAGAAACUGGAUGUGAAUUUGGAAAUGGUCAGUCGGUGUAGGCGAAAUUGUCAUCCACCACCGUCAGUCUGGUCAUUUCCAAAAUCAUAUCCAGUUGCUUGAGUAACUUCUAAUUGGCAUAACCAUAGAUAGCUAUAAUUUGUGACAUGCUACAUUUUUUAUUGAGUAUUGUUUUUUCCAGUGUUGUUUGACUGUAUAUAUAGUUCAUCAACCAAGAUGUACAAUUUUGACAACAUAAUUCAGAAUUAUGUGAGUAUUGAGAAGAAAGGCUGUAAAUUUUAUGAUAUAUUUAUUGAUAUUUUAUAAAUGCAGAGACUGAGAAAUAGAAUCUAAAAUAUUUUUUUAAUCUUCAGGUUAAUGAAUGUUACGACUGCAGUAAGAAUGAUUUGGGAACUUUGAAUGAUAAAGACCUACAUGUAAAUCACCCUUGCUGUCCUUGGUACUGAAGGACAAGUACAUGUACAAAGUUCUUUGUAGACAACCAAAUACUAGUGUUUCAGUGACUGUCACCUUCCCCGAGGUAGUUGUGAAAGGGUGUAUUGCGCACUAGGGCUAGGUGUUGCUGUUGUGUAUACAAAGAACUUUGUUAUCCAGAGUCCUCCAUUUAAUAUAUCAUGGUCUCUUGCAGAUUACUGUACAGAUUUAUACAUUGUUGAAAAAUUAAAGUUCUUAGUUGAAUA
Branchiostoma floridae (Florida lancelet) is the source of this 2629-nucleotide messenger RNA. RefSeq names its product endoglycoceramidase-like. Gene Ontology annotation, molecular function: hydrolase activity, hydrolyzing O-glycosyl compounds. The record is from RefSeq and is a predicted model, not a curated record. The transcript has 3 exons. Lineage: Eukaryota; Metazoa; Chordata; Leptocardii; Amphioxiformes; Branchiostomatidae. Bases 8 to 1555 code for a protein of 515 amino acids.